ACACCCGCCGGAAGCGCGGUGUGGAGCCGCAAAAAAAAAUACGGAUUACCGUACUAAUCGUACCAUAAACUUUUUUUCUUCUAUCUUGUUAGAAAUGUUCGCUCGUCUUAUAGUCUUUUACGGAGCAGAUUAUUUCCAAUUACACAGCGCAUCCAUUUGGAAAACAUCAGCACAGAUUGUGUCUUCGUUGCUUUCAAGCAACCAUGGAUGCCUCCUCAUUAUGCGACACGAUUUCUGGCUCGCCGCAUGGUUUCCUGGUUCCCAGCAACGAAUUGCACCUUACUUCGCGACUCGCGACGAAAAAUUUCCUCGACCCUCUCGCAGCAAGCCUGGCGACGUUUCAAGACGGACAGAAUAAAUCCCAGAAGAACGCACGAAGAGACAAGAAGUAUACGCCCAAAUACCGGUUCCGCGUACAAAAGCUCCAUCUUGAUGGUUUUUCCGUUGGCCAGGUGUGGGAACAGGCUUUGAGCCAUGAUAUAGAAGAGACUGCAAAGUCUCUGCAAAAGAGUGGUAGCAAGAAAAGACUCCAUUCACCGCGUUCUAUCGCGUCUGACCAAGACGAUAACUCGCUCGAAGACGAAGAUAGCCAAUCAGAUCUCGGAUCACAGUUUGACGCCGAGGAUUCCGAUCUAGAAUCUGUGGACAUGGAAGAUAUGGAGGAGGAGGACGACGACGGAGAGGAGGGAUCUGAUAAUGGACUGGAGGACGAGUCAAACGCGAACCCUUCAGCAUCCGAAGACGCAAUUUCGGAGACAUACGUCGAAGAUCGGUUCGGGCUGAAUGAUGGGUUCUUUUCAAUUGACGACUUUAACAAGCAAACGGAAUAUUUCGAGAGGAUGGAUGAGAGGGGUGAUCAAGAUGAACUCAGCGAUGGGGAAGAGAUUGACUGGCACGCCGAUCCAACGUCAGUAACAGCACUUAGCACCCGACCAACCAAAUCGGGCAGAUCAGCCAUGGAAAAAGAUGAGAUUGAGGAUAGUGAAGAUAGUGAUGCAGGUCCCACCUUUGAUGAUGCCGGGUUUGGAGAAGAUGACAGAGAUGAAGAAUUACAAAACAAUGCGGACUGGCUAGACACCAAUGACAUCAAGUACGACGACUUCUUCGCUCCACCGCCUCGCAAAGCCUCUAAAAAGAAGGCCAGACCCCUUCCAAAGACACAACCAACAGCAGCAGCACCUACUGAUGAUGACGUCGAACGCGCCAUUUCCGACGUCCGUCGUGAUUUGUUCGAGGACUUUUCAGAUGAAGCAGACUCUGAUGUGGACAUGGGGGCUGGUGAGACGGAGGGAGGGCGCUCAACGCAUGAAAAGCAAAAAGCGAAAAUAGCCGAUGAAAUUCGUCGACUGGAAAUGGCCAAUGUUGCGAAAAAGGAGUGGAUGCUCGCUGGUGAGGCCAAGGGGACACAGCGGCCCCUCAAUUCACUUAUUGAGGAAGACCUCGAAUUUGAACGUGUCGGUAAACCGGUGCCCGUCGUUACCAAUGAGACCUCGGAGGAGAUUGAACAGCUCAUCAAGCGCAGGAUCAUUGCUAAAGAGUUUGAUGAAGUUGUUCGACGCUUACCCGACUCCAUCAGACAGCAUGAUAUCAGCCGAGGACGUGUUGAAGUUGACCAAACGAAACCCCAACAGAGUCUUGCUGAGCUGUACGAGAACGAACACCUACGAGCAACUGACCCAUCGUAUGUGGAUCAGAAGAAUGAGAAGCUCAAGCGAGAGCACGCCGAGAUUGCGCAGCUUUGGAAGAGCACUAGCUCUCAGCUUGAUGCAUUAUCUAACUGGCACUAUAAGCCUAGCGUCCCACAACCCAACAUCAAUGUCAUUACAGAUGUCGCUACCGUGAUGAUGGAAGACGCGCGUCCUGGUGGCGCCGCAAUUGUCGGGGAGCAAGGUACUCUGGCUCCUCAAGAAGUAUAUAAUCCCAAGGAUGCUGGCGGCCUUGGUGGAGAAGUUGUCCUGAAGAAUGGUGUAUCUGUUGCCAAGGAUGAAAUGAGCCGCGAAGAGAAAUCUCGGAGGAGACGCAACGAAAAGAAGAAAUUCAAGGCUACCUCGCAACAACCCGGUAAACAGAAGAAGACGGAUGAAGGGCAACAGAUUUUAUCUGAUCUCAAAAAGGGUGGUGUGCAGAUGGUUGGGCAAGGGGGCGAAUUGCAGUCUCUCAAUGAGCGCCGAAAAUCUGGCAAUGCGGCGGCGACUCAAAGUGAUAGCUUAAAACUAUAG
This is a messenger RNA of Talaromyces stipitatus ATCC 10500, 2219 nucleotides long. RefSeq names its product U3 small nucleolar ribonucleoprotein Mpp10. Bases 204 to 2219 code for a protein of 671 amino acids. The record is from RefSeq and is a predicted model, not a curated record. Gene Ontology annotation, biological process: rRNA processing. The transcript is spliced from 2 exons. Gene Ontology annotation, cellular component: Mpp10 complex; sno(s)RNA-containing ribonucleoprotein complex; small-subunit processome. NCBI's taxonomy places the organism in Eukaryota, Fungi, Ascomycota, Eurotiomycetes, Eurotiales, Trichocomaceae.